UCAGCGCCUCAUCUGAGGUUCCAGCUAGCAUCUUCUUCGUUAUAUAAGAUGAAGAUCGCCUCCAAUCUCAAACCCUUGCUGAACCUGGAUGUCCUGCUGAUGGUCAUGUCAUUCUCCGAGGACAUACACACCAUCUCUCGGCUGAUGCGAGCGUCCCGCGAGCUUUACACCCAAGGUCCAAAGUACCUCCUCCGGGACGCUGUGUACCUUGAAAAUGCAUCGCAUAUCCUCUCGUUCGUUGCGUUCAUGCUGGCAGACCAUCCUCAUCGCCUCCCACUCCUCGACUCCCUCUACAUUCACAUUGGGCUCUUCUCUGCGGCCGACGCCGACGUCCUGGAGAAGUUCCUCAUCGCCUGUGGACCCCUCCUUGGGGUCAAACGUCUGGUCAUCAAGCAUGCGGAGGAGUUCUUCAAGUCUAGCCCCGGACUGGCGAGUGCGUUCGGGCUGCUCCGCCACGUCCAACAUCUCGUGGUGUCCGAGGUCGGCCAACACACCAGCGUCUUCCUCAGGGACUUGCAGUCCAGCCUGGUAUCCGCCGAUUUGGAGAUGAUACCCCACAACGACGGUGCUUCGUCUGAUGACAACGACGAGGGUGACGAUGACGAGGGUGACGAGGAGGAGGUGGAUGAAGACGAGAGGCUGCGCAAAGCACUAACAGAGAACCACCGGAAUCCUAUCCUGCUGCUCCACAACUCCCAAGAGACACUCAAAACUCUGGACGCGCGCUCAUGCGGCACCACCCCCGAUUUCACCAGAAGCGACCAGUAUGAGGAGUGCUACCCGACCAUACAGAAGCUCACGCUCACCGCAAACGAGCUCCCGAACACCCUGUACUACGCACGCGCGUUCCCAAACGUGCACACGCUCACGCUCCGGAUCGACCCGUCCCAACUCGAGAUCCUCGGGGACGACCUCGAGGACUUCGACAACUUCCGGGAGUCGAACAUGUUCGACUUCACCGAGUACGAGGGCCCGAAGUGGACCGCGCUCAAGGCCGUGCACGGCGCGCUCACGGACCACUUCCUGCUCGGGCUCUCGUGCCCCGUCGAGCAGCUGCACAUCGACGGCCCCUACAUGAACACGAUGAUGUUCCACGCGGUGCUCGCGACGACACGCCCGAAGUACGUGUACUUCCACGCGUUCGACGUGGAGAUGUUCGAGAACGGCGAGUUCGACGAGCUCAUGAGCGGACCCCUGCUCGGGCCGGUGCGCUGCUUCGACAUCAUGGUCGCCUUCGGGGGAGUGAUUCUGCCUGAACAAGUCGAUGUGCCCGCGUCGUUGGACGCGCUCAUCGAGGGUAUCAGCAACAUCCCGUCUCUGCGCUCCUUCGGGCUGUCGCUUGGGUGCUUCGGCCUCCAGCCGGACGGGGAGCUGCUGAAGGACGUGGCGAACCCGGCGCCGCUAUGUCCCGCGGAGGAGUACAUUCUCGCGCUCGACCUCGAUGCGCUCGCGCGUCGGAUUCGCGCGGCUGUGCCGGGGCUGCAGACUGUCACCGUGUCACUCAUCGGGCACCGCGCGCGGCGGAACGACCUGGCGGUGUCGGGUGACUACGAUGCAUAUGAGGUGAAUGCGGUGGAGACGCUUCCACUGAUGCAUGCGAUGCGGAUCGUCGCGUAUACCUUGACUAAGAACUCGACGUUGGCCCUUUUGGCGUCAUAGAAGUUCGAGCUUUUGAUUAUUUACGCGUCCCGCAUAUCUUCAGCCCACCAGUUUUUGUGUACUGUUACUAUCUACUGCUAACUCGCUUACUAUAAAUACUCACAAUCUUGGGGUUCUUAGCUUAUUUUCUUGCGUUCCGGAAUAACCCAAUAUGAACCAUAGCAGCCCACACCGAUGUCGAUACUGUACACGUACAAAUCAGUUUAUCUCUCCC
This is a messenger RNA of Trametes versicolor FP-101664 SS1, 1873 nucleotides long. RefSeq lists its product as uncharacterized. NCBI's taxonomy places the organism in Eukaryota, Fungi, Basidiomycota, Agaricomycetes, Polyporales, Polyporaceae. The record is from RefSeq and is a predicted model, not a curated record. Bases 49 to 1659 code for a protein of 536 amino acids. The transcript is spliced from 3 exons.